AUGGAUCCGUGCCCUUUUGUACGGAUCCUUGUUGGUAACUUAGCACUCAAGUUUCCUGUCUCGUCGAAACCCCCUUUGUUAAGUGUACAAUGUUUUUGCAAGAUCAAGCUCAAGAAUUUCCCUACUCAAAAAGCUACAAUUCCUUUAGUGAACAAUCAAAAACAACAAGAAAAUCAAAACCCGGAAGGCAAUUUUUUAUCGAAUUCCUUAGCAGCAUGUUAUAGUCUUGACAAGGCACAUAUUGAUAACUUUUUGUCUUGCAAGAAACCGAAGAGUUUGGAGAUUGAAGUAUACAGUAGGGACAACGGGGUUACUUGUGGAUUGAAAGAUGGGAAAUUGUUGGGAAAAGUGACUGUGCCAUUAGACAUGAGAAAGGCAGAGUCUAGGCCUUGUGUUAUGCACAAUGGAUGGAUUGAUAUUGGAGAAAACAAGAAAGGAGAAUCCACACAGUUUUAUUUGUGCGCUAGAGUUGAGCCUGAUCCAAGAUAUGUGUUUCAGUUCGGUGGGGAUCCUGAGUGUAGUCCUCAGGUUUUUCAAGUGCAAGGGAGUGUUAGGCAGGCUGUUUUCACUUGCAAGUUCAGUCUGAGGAAUCCUGGGGAUCGUAAUUUGGUUUCUAUGCCAUCAAUGACAGAACCAACCCCAUCAAGAAAUUGGCUACCCUCCCUUGGAACAGACAAAGAUCCAUCAGCAAAAGAGCGAAAGGGAUGGUCAAUCACAAUCCACGACCUAUCUGGAUCGCCUGUUGCAAUGGCAUCAAUGGUGACACCAUUUGUGCCAUCCCCAGGUUCAGACCAUGUUAGUCAGUCCAAUCCCGGGGCAUGGCUAAUUCUUCGCCCAUCAAACGGUGCUUGGAAGCCAUGGGGCCGCCUGGAGGCAUGGCGUGAUCGUCAUGCCAACGCUUUAGGAUACCGAUUUGAACUACUACAUGAUUCUGCUUCAGCCUCCCCUACCACCACCACACUAGUCAAUUCAGUCAUUAAUGCAAAAAAUGGAGGGAAAUUCACCAUUGACAUGACAAAAAGUGUUAGCACCCCAGUGAGCAGUCCACAUUCUAGUUGUGAUUUCGGAUCAGGACCAGGGUCUGGAUCGUGGUCCGGAUCCGAGUUUGGUCUUGGGUUGCUGUCCCCAUUGGUGUACAAAGGUUUUGUAAUGCAAUCAAGUGUCGACAAUGGAAAUGGGCAGUGCAGUAAGCCAGAGGUGGAGAUUGGGGUGCAACACGUGAAUUGCACAGAGGAUGCGGCUGCCUUUGUGGCCUUAGCAGCAGCUGUGGAUCUAAGUGUGGAUGCUUGUAAAUCCUUUACUCAUAAGCUAAGGAAAGAGUUGAGACCGAGUCAGAGUUUUGUCGUUUGA
Dovyalis caffra is the source of this 1350-nucleotide messenger RNA. Lineage: Eukaryota; Viridiplantae; Streptophyta; Magnoliopsida; Malpighiales; Salicaceae. The record is from the annotation of a GenBank genome assembly.